Papaver somniferum (opium poppy) is the source of this 1272-nucleotide messenger RNA. RefSeq lists its product as uncharacterized. The coding region runs from base 1 to 1272 and encodes 423 amino acids. The record is from RefSeq and is a predicted model, not a curated record. Gene Ontology annotation, molecular function: zinc ion binding. The transcript has 3 exons. NCBI's taxonomy places the organism in Eukaryota, Viridiplantae, Streptophyta, Magnoliopsida, Ranunculales, Papaveraceae.
AUGUAUGAUGUUUCUUGUGACGGUGUCGAAGGAAGUCCCUUUAUUAUCAAGGAGUUAAACAAUCAGCAUACUUGUGACGGUGGAUUUAUUAACGUUCCAAAUGUAUCGAAGAAGCUAAUAAGUUCCUUGAUCAAGGAUGAGAUUAAACAGAACCCAAAGAAGAAGACAAAGGAUAUUAUGGAACAAAUUAGAAGAGAAUAUGGCUUUGACAUAAGUCGUUAUUAUGCAUAUGCAUGUAAGAGACAUGCACUGAAUAUGGCAUGGGGAGAGGAUGAGAAGUCAUUCGCUUACUUGCAUUGGUAUACAAAGCAAUUGUCUGAAACCAAUCCUGGAUCCCGUGUUGUUUUGGAAACUGACGCGAGUCAAAAGUUUGUGAGAUUGUUCAUUGCCUUCGGAGCAUGUAUCCGUGGAUUUAAUUACUGUCGUCCCUUGCUAUUCAUGGAUGCAGCACAUUUGAAGAGAAUUUACCCUUUAGCUUAUGGUGUGGUUUUAUCUGAGACUGAUGCGAACUGGAAAUGGUUUAUGGAUCAACUCAGGGAUGUCGUUUCUCCUCAAAGACAACUUACAUUUUUGAGUGAUCGAGGUAGUGGUUUAGUCAACCAAAUCCCCGUCGUUUUUCCAGGUGCGUAUCAUGGGUGGUGUUACUGGCACAUGUCAAAUAAUGUUAAUGCAUGCUUGCCUAAGUCAGCCAAGACAUAUAACAAUUAUGUGUUGAAGUUGUUUGAAAAAUGUGCAUAUGCGAAUACACAUGUCGAGUUUAAGGAGAGUUGGGAUGACUUGAUGCUGGUUAAAAAUCAGAAGCUACAAGAAUAUCUUAGUAGGGCUCCACUUGAUAAAUGGGAAGAGAGGGAGAUGCCUAUUACUGUCAUGCUUGAUAAAAUACGGCUGAAGCUUAUGGAAAUGAUGUGCAUUCGUCGUGAAGAAUGUGUGACAUCGUUCGAUUGGCGAGGAGUUUUGUGUCCAAAAAUGGAAACUGAACUCUAUAACAAUAAGAUGCAUGGCCGUGAUUACAGUGUUACCAAGUUGUCUGAAUUUGUGUAUGAAGUUCAUGCCUCAUUAAUACAAAGGGUUGAUUUGAAAGAAAAGACAUGCUCUUGCAACCGCUGGAAAAUCAAUGGCUUCCCUUGCGCCCAUGCUGUUAGGUGUAUAAUGGGGAAUGGUGAAGAUCCUUAUGAAUAUGUUGAAGACUACUUCACCACUAAGUUCUAUCGAGAGUCGUAUUCAAGACCAAUCCAUCCAGUUCCCAUAGUUGAAAGGCCUGCGACAAUUUAA